Hippopotamus amphibius kiboko is the source of this 4615-nucleotide messenger RNA. It is a transcript of the gene TOP3B, whose product is annotated as DNA topoisomerase III beta. Bases 795 to 3812 code for a protein of 1005 amino acids. Gene Ontology annotation, biological process: DNA topological change. The transcript is spliced from 18 exons. Gene Ontology annotation, molecular function: DNA binding; DNA topoisomerase type I (single strand cut, ATP-independent) activity. The record is from RefSeq and is a predicted model, not a curated record. Lineage: Eukaryota; Metazoa; Chordata; Mammalia; Artiodactyla; Hippopotamidae. Gene Ontology annotation, cellular component: nucleus.
GGCGGAGCUGAGCGGGAGCCGGGUCGCGGGUGAGCGGCGGGCGGCUCGGGGGGUGGGCGCAGCCCCGCAGCAGGGAGCCGGCCCCGGGCCCCCCGCACCCCCCGAGGCGGGGACCGGGGCGGCGAGGCCGCGCCGGGCAGGGUCGGGGGUCCAGGCUGCGCGUGCCGCCCCCGGCCCGGCAUGGAGGGCGCCGGGGCGUGUGUGGCUGUGAGCGGCUGGUGCAGACGCGGGCGGGGCGCGCCGGGCUCCUCGCGAGGAGAGGGGCUGGGAUCCUGGCAGCGCUUUGCCUCGGUGGCCUGGUCUUGCCUCCCUGGGGCUCAGCCCGUGAGAACAGGGCGACGGGGCCAGCCCCGCGCGGGCGUGGUGGCCGCGGAGUCCCUGGAGCCUUGUCCGAGACCACCGACACCAGUCUGAGUUGCUCUGAACCGCUGUCUGCUCCUCGUUUAAACAGUUACAACCCAGGCUUCUGGGGCUGCUGGCAAGGUGAAGCAAGGCAGCAGUGUAGGGCUGUAGCGUGCCUGCGAAGGAGGAGCUGUAGAAGGGGCGCUUUCCCUGACUCCACAGGUGUCUGCUGAAGUCGCUAAGACCCUGGGGCAGCUCAGCACCCCCACCUGAAGACACUGGUGGGACAGUUACACCAUAACUGCUGGCCGCUCUUAUGACAUAGAAGUGAGAAAACCUAAGGGAACGUUUCAGGGAGUUGGCCUGGCACUGCACCAGGGCAGUGUCUGAGCUGUUUCACCGCUGUUUCCCGGAGAGCGGAGCGAGGCCGGGUUCUGGCAUCCUGAGGCGAGAUGAGGACCGUGCUCAUGGUGGCCGAGAAGCCGUCCUUGGCCCAGUCCAUCGCCAGAAUCCUCUCUCGAGGGAGCAUGUCCUCACGCAAAGGGCUGAACGGGACGUGCUCGGUGCACGAGUACACCGGGACCUUCGCUGGCCAGCCGGUCCGCUUCAAGAUGACGUCCGUCUGCGGUCACGUAAUGACCCUGGACUUCCUGGGAAAGUACAACAAGUGGGACAAGGUGGACCCCGCCGAGCUGUUCAGCCAGGCCCCGACAGAGAAGAAGGAGGCCAACCCCAAGCUCAACAUGGUGAAGUUCCUGCAGGUGGAGGGCAGAGGCUGCGACCACGUCGUGCUGUGGCUGGACUGCGACAAGGAGGGAGAGAACAUCUGCUUCGAGGUCCUGGACGCCGUGCUGCCCGUCAUGAAUCAGGCCCACGGCGGGGAGAAGACGGUGUUCCGGGCCCGGUUCAGCUCCAUCACAGACACGGACAUCUGUGCCGCCAUGGCCCGGCUGGGCGAGCCCGACCACAACGAGGCGCUCUCGGUGGACGCGCGGCAGGAGCUGGACCUGCGCAUCGGCUGCGCCUUCACCAGGUUUCAGACGAAAUACUUCCAGGGGAAGUACGGCAACCUCGACAGCUCGCUCAUCUCCUUCGGGCCAUGCCAGACCCCCACGCUGGGCUUCUGCGUAGAGAGACAUGACAAGAUCCAGUCUUUCAAGCCGGAGACCUACUGGGUGCUGCAGGCCAAGGUGGACGCCGACAAGGACCGGUCCCUCCUUUUGGACUGGGACCGCGUGCGCGUGUUUGACCGGGAGAUCGCACAGAUGUUCCUCAACAUGACCAGGCUGGAGAAGGAGGCCCAGGUGGAGGCCACGAGCAAGAAGGAGAAGGCCAAGCAGAGGCCACUGGCCCUGAACACCGUGGAGAUGCUGCGUGUGGCCAGCUCUUCCCUGGGGAUGGGCCCGCAGCACGCCAUGCAGACCGCCGAGCGGCUCUACACGCAGGGCUACAUCAGCUACCCGCGCACGGAGACCACCCACUACCCGGAGAGCUUCGACUUGAGGGGGCCGCUGCGGCAGCAGGCCAACCACCCUUGCUGGGCCGACACGGUGAGGCGGCUGUUAGCGGAAGGCAUCAACCGCCCGCGGAAGGGCCACGACGCCGGCGACCACCCCCCCAUCACCCCCAUGAAGUCGGCCACGGAGGCUGAGUUAGGGGGCGAGGCCUGGCGGCUGUACGAGUACAUCACCCGGCACUUCAUCGCCACCGUCAGCCACGACUGCAGGUACCUGCAGAGCACCAUCUCCUUCCGCAUCGGGCCCGAGCGCUUCAGCUGCACGGGCAAGACCGUCAUCUCCCCGGGCUUCACGGAGAUCAUGCCCUGGCAGAGUGUGGCCCUGGAGGAGAGCCUGCCCACCUGCCAGCGGGGCGACACCCUUGCUGUGGCCGAGGUCAAGAUGCUGGAGAAGCAGACGAGUCCGCCCGACUACCUGACAGAGGCCGAGCUCAUCACGCUCAUGGAGAAGCACGGCAUCGGGACCGACGCCAGCAUCCCCGUGCACAUCAACAACAUCUGCCAGCGCAACUACGUGGUCGUGGAGAGCGGGCGCCGGCUCAAGCCCACCAACCUUGGCAUCGUCCUGGUGCACGGCUACUAUAAGAUCGACGCGGAGCUCGUGCAGCCCACCAUCCGCAGCGCGGUGGAGAGACAGCUGAACCUGAUCGCACAGGGCAGGGCCGACCACCGCCAGGUCCUGGGCCACACUCUGGACAUCUUCAAGAGGAAGUUUCACUACUUCGUGGACUCCAUUGCGGGCAUGGACGAGCUGAUGGAGGUGUCCUUCUCGCCCCUUGCGGCCACAGGCAAGCCCCUCUCCCGCUGCGGGAAGUGCCACCGGUUCAUGAAGUUCAUCCAGGUAGGAGGCGGAGGGGGCAGGUGUGCGCAGACGGGCGGUCCCGCCACCCCGCGGGCCUCGCUGCAGGCCUGGGCAGCCAUGCCGGCAGACCCCACCGCUGCCCGCAGGCCCCAGCAGCGCGGGAGCUGUCCAGGUCCUCUUGCCAGCACGUUCCCUGUUGUCACGCGUACUAACCUGUGUGCAGGGAGUUCAGCUUUUGUGCGCGUGUGUGGCGAGUGUCCUGGGACUCGGUGGCCGGGGUCCUCGCCUGAGAGGCCCUGGCAACGUUCUGUACUGCAAGUUGCGCAUUCGCAUUUUGCACUGUGUGUUCCGUGUUACGGGCGUUACACAUUACGUCUCACACGUCAUGUAUCCUGUGUCCCGGGGAGAACGGGGUGGGCGGGAGGGUCGAGGCCCCAGCAGCCCCGUGCCCACACCCCGACGUUGCCCCAGGCCAAGCCGAGCCGCCUGCACUGCUCCCACUGUGACGAGACCUACACCCUCCCCCAGAACGGCACCAUCAAGCUCUACAAGGAGCUCCGGUGCCCGCUGGACGACUUCGAGCUGGUGCUGUGGUCGUCGGGCUCGCGCGGCAAGAGCUACCCGCUGUGCCCGUACUGUUCCAACCACCCACCCUUCCGAGACGCGAAGAAAGGCACGGGCUGCAACGAGUGCUCGCACCCCACCUGCCCGCACUCGCUGAGCAUGCUGGGCAUCGGUCAGUGCGUGGAGUGCGAGAGCGGCGUGCUGGUGCUCGACCCCACCUCGGGCCCCAAGUGGCGGGUGGCCUGCAACAGGUGCAGCGUGGUGGCCCACUGCUUCGAGAACGCCCACCGUGUGCGCGUGUCCGCCGACACCUGCGGCGCCUGCGAGGCCGCCCUGCUGGACGUCGACUUCAACAAGGCCAAGUCCCCGCUGCCGGGAGACGGCACGCAGCACACGGGCUGCGUCUUCUGCGACCCCAUCUUCCAGGAGCUGGUGGAGCUGAAGCACGCGGCCUCCUGCCACCCCAUGCACCGCGGGCCCGGGAGGAGGCAGGGCCGGGGCCGGGGCCGCGGCCGAAGGCCAGCAGGGAAGCCGGGCGCCAGGCGGCCCAAGGACAAGAUGUCAGCCCUGGCCGCCUACUUCGUGUGACGUCUCUGCCCGGGCUGCACACGGUGUCCUCUAGGCUACAGAAAUCAUUAAACACAUUUUCUCCUCCAGAACAAGCGCUCGGGACCUCGCCUGCUGUCAGAGGGCUGUGCCCGUCCCCACUGGCCCUCUGGCCCUGUCCCCUCGCCUCUCCCUCGUCCUGCACACACCCCCUGAGUGCUGGCUCUGCCCACGUCCUGCAGGGAGGCCACCGGGCAUGGGACGGGGAGCAGACCCAGCCCGAGGCUCCCGCCGUGCUCCAGUGCGUGUGAGACACGUCACAGUGGCUGUGCGCACAUGUCGGGGGCGCCUGGAAGGCCGGAAGCCACCCACUGUCCUAGGCGGGAGGAGGCGGCUGGGAGAAGUCCCCCCCGGACGCUGGCCCUCACUCCCACCCACUGCCCGGGGCCAGACCCCCGCUGCCCACUUGGCAUCUCUGAGCAGGUCUGAGUGUGGGGCCUGCCCCCGCCCCGGGCCUGUUCCCAUUCUGGUUCUCAAACACCCCUCCUCUAAGACAGAGGCAGGCAGCAGCUUACGUGAGGGAAUCGCCCAUGUGCCACGUGGAGAAAGUACCCCACAAGCCACACCUCCCUGCAGGCUGCCACCUGCCGCCUUCCCAUGCCUGCCCAGCCCGAGGGGCACCCACGUUAGGCCACCAGGCCUUAGGAUUUCACCCCCUGCCCAGGCUCCGCCGCAAGGGAGCUCCACAAAACAUGUCUCCGAGGCUGCGUGACAGGCAGGUCAGAGCCCUGCUGUCUGCACACGGACCACUACCUUGGUUGCAGAUUUAGCCUGAGAGGCUGGAG